Molecule: messenger RNA, 2083 nt
Organism: Nasonia vitripennis (jewel wasp)
Lineage: Eukaryota; Metazoa; Arthropoda; Insecta; Hymenoptera; Pteromalidae
Gene: oaf
Product: out at first protein
Exons: 4
Coding region: 214-1053 (279 amino acids)
Source: RefSeq, a predicted model, not a curated record
AGGUGGUAAGUGGUUCGUGGCGCUAGUGAACUGGGAUUUAAUAAUACAGAGUGUACGCGAGAGAUGACGUGAUUUUUUUUAGUACAGUUUUGAUAAAUUAUUGAACAAAGUUGUUUCUUUGAAAGCGAUUAUAUAUGAUAGUCGUGCUUUUAUAGUUGCAGAGCGUCGGUGAAAGUGGUUUCUAGUUUUUACAAGUUGAAUGGAGCCGAUAAGAUGAGGUUUUACGAAGCUUCGGUUCUGACGAUCUUGAUCGUACUGCAAUACUUUUGCGGAAUUUGCACGACAAAUUUGCUCAUAAAUGUUAAAAAUCAGGGAGGAGAUAUUUUACAAGAAACCAUAACGUCCAAUAUUACGGAAGAUGUGAUAACUUUGGAGUUUCAGCGAUCCGAUGGGACUCUAGUUACUCAACUUGUAGACUUCAAGAAUGAAGUGCAAGUCAUAAAAGCCUUAGUUUUAGGAGAGGAGGAACGAGGACAAAACCAGUUCCAAAUUAUGUGCUUCGUCAAUCAUUUUUAUAAAAUGGAUUUUAUAUCAUCUGAUGCAAUGUCAAAACUAAGACAAAAGAAUCCUGGUACAAUUAGAACUGCUGAAGAAGACAAAGGUCAUGCCAAUUAUACAAUGGACUUAUUUCUGGAUGUUUCCCAGUCUAGUGUAGUUUCUAAACACAUAAGCGAUAUCUGCUCCGAAGCAGCAGAUUCUACAUUCACGAGAUACGAAGAUAUCAAGCACUGGGCUCAGAGACCUGGUUCCUCAGAAGCUGCACUUUUGUUAGCUGUACACAACUUUACUCUUGCCACUGCUAUUCAAGCUUCGGUUAAUGCAAAGCCAUCAGUAAUAUCAAAAUGUGCAGACACAUCCAAUCUUUGGGCACCAUGCACUUGUUCCUUAGAAUUAUGCAUUGGCUGGUAUCCUUGUGGACUGAAGUUUUGUAAAACUAAGGGAGAUGGAAAGAAAGUAGCAAGUACGUACCGAUGUGGCAUCAAAACUUGUAAGAAAUGCUUCAUUUUCUCUUACUACUCCAAAAUGAAGCAAAAUUGUCUAUGGGAUGAAUGACAUAUGAGGACAACCUAAUUAUAGAUUAGGUGCAGCCAAACUUAACAAUUACCAGUGUGUUAUAAAACAAAUUUAACCAAGUGCACAAACCUUUCUAAAAAGAAAUAUUUUAUGAAAACGCUUUUGAAAUGUUUGAAUCGUUCAUUAAUUAUUACAUAUUGAAGCCACAUGUGAUUGUAAAAUUGUUAAGCAUUUUCACGAAAAGUCGUUUUCGAUUCCAUAAUUUGUUUAUAGAAUUCUUUAGAGGUUAAAGCUAGGAAAAUUUUGUACACAUUCCAGUGAAUACUCUAGGACAUAGAAAAGAUCAAUUUAAUGAGAUUAUUUCGACGUUUACAGUCCUAUUAUUGCAGAUUAACUUCCUUUUGAAUUAUAAGACUUGAAAAAAUGACGAUUCAUGAAAUUGAUCAUGGAAUGUUUUUAAAGACUGUAAUAUCUGUCCAAUUGAUGAUAAUUUUAAAUACUGACAUUGAUUUUCGCAUUGCCAUUCCGCACUGUUUGCAUUUUUUAUCUAAUUCAAUGUGUAAUACACGUACAUACAAGUCAAUUUCAGUCAAAUGUUGUCGAAUUAUUAGCAUUACUAUUUUGUUAUUUGUAGUAAUGUUAAUAGAAUUCGAAUAUGAAAUGUAACACUUAUAAAUCAUAGCAAUAUAUGUAAAUAAAACUGUAUAUAACUAAAUGAAAACCGCAAAACUUUAGAUAGGGUAAGGAUGAAAAUUCCAAAACAAAUGAAAUGCUUUAAAGUGAUGCAAGAUUAUUAAUGCAUACCCCUGUAAAAUUGUUUAGCUAGCAAUAGCAAAUAUAUACUCGUAGAGUUGAGAGAUUAUAAAAUUAUGCAUCCAGGUCCAAAAUUAGCGACUGCAUUUUAAAAGCUAGCUAAAGCUUUUGCGUUAGUAAGCAGAUGCGGAUCAAGCACAUGUUAGACUGUCUCUGUGAAGAGAGUUAGUAUGACAUAUUGAGUAUGCUUUACAUACAUAAUACUGUAAUUUAUAUACAUAUUUUUUAUAAAUAUUUAAUAAAAAUAUUAAACGUA